Molecule: messenger RNA, 6308 nt
Organism: Drosophila serrata
Lineage: Eukaryota; Metazoa; Arthropoda; Insecta; Diptera; Drosophilidae
Gene: hts
Product: adducin 1-like protein hts
Cellular component (GO): postsynaptic density; plasma membrane; cytoskeleton
Molecular function (GO): actin filament binding
Source: RefSeq, a predicted model, not a curated record
UUUCUGCCACUCAAAGUGAAACUGUUUAAUUGCUCGCCAAAUUAAGUUAAAUCGGACUCGAAUCCAAAAGCGGGAAUAGUUAGUUUGCUUGUGCUUGUUUUUGACUGCACCCACUUGACGUUGCCUAACACUGCCCGCCCGCUCUUAGCGCGGCUCUCUUUUCGUUUCAUUCUUCGUCCAUUUGUCAACGUGCGCUGUUCGUCGGGUGUCCGCAGACUUUUGAUUAAUCUCUGCGGCAUAUGUGUGUUUGUACGAAAUAGCAGCCGAAAACCGAAGUGCGAGAGCGAGAGUACAAAUAUAAAACGCGUGCGUUCCCCCUCUAACGUAUAGUGAGUGUGACCGUUGUAUUUGUGACCUGUGCGUUUCAGCCACUGGAGGAUCGACGAAUUACGAAAAAAAAAAAAACGAAGAAUACCGGCAAAUCAUAAAAGUAUUAUAAUCACGCAACAAAUUCAAUUUUAAGCAUUUUAACUGAAAUACAAAAGAAAUAAAUCAUGACUGAAGUCGAGCAACCGCCACAGAACGGCAUAGAUCCCACUGCCGGCGAGGAGGAUGAUAGCAACAAAGCGCGUCCUGCGGAUAUUGAACAGGAUAUGCGCGAAAUGGAGCGUCGCAAGCGAGUGGAGGCCAUCAUGGGCUCGAAACUCUUCCGCGAGGAGCUGGAGCGGAUCGUGGACUCGGCCCGUGAGGGUGGUGCCGGCGCCAGCGGUAUUCUGCAGCAGCUUUCGGACAUUGUGGGUGUGCCAGUGACGCGGGUGGGCAAUGUGUUCAAGAGCAACAACUGCAUGGUGCCCAUCAAUGACAUACGCGGUGUUGAGUCCAUGGGCUAUGCCAAGGGCGAGAAGAUACUCCGGUGCAAGCUGGCCGCCACAUUCCGUCUGCUCGAUCUGAAUGGCUGGACCCAGGGUCUGGGCGCACAGAUCACUGCACGUCUCAAGGUCGAUCAAGAGUACUUCCUGGUCAAUCCAUACGGACUCCUUUACCACGAGAUCACUGCCUCAGCGCUAAACAAGGUGGAUAUGCAGGGCCAGAUUGUGGAGCAGGGCACCACCAACUUUGGCGUGAACAAGAGUCACUUUGUCCUCCAUUCGGUGAUUCAUGCUGCUCGACCCGAUAUCCGAUGCGCCAUCUACAUUGGCUGCAGUCCGGUGGUGGCUAUUUCCUCCUUGAAGGCCGGUCUGCUGCCGCUGACCAAGGAUGCCUGCGUGCUCGGCGAGAUCACCACACACGCGUACACUGGCUUGUUUGAUGAGGAAGAGCGCAACCGGCUUGUUCGCAACCUCGGUCCUAACUCUAAGGUGAUGUUGCUAGCCAACCACGGUGCCCUGUGCUGUGGCGAGACCAUUGAGGAGGCCUACUUUGCCGCCUGCCACAUUGUUCAGGCGUGCGAGACCCAACUGAAACUGUUGCCCGUCGGUGUGGAUAACUUGGUGCUGAUUCCAGAGGAAUCGCGCAAGGCCAUCUAUGAGCAGUCGCGCCGCCCUCCAGAGGAUCUGGAGAAGAAGUUUGCCGCUGUUACGGCCGGCGAUGAUGGUGCUGCUGCUGAGAAGGAUGAAGCCGCUGCCACGCCCAAGAUUGGAAGUCCGCCCAAAUGGCGAGUGGGCGGUGCUGAGUUCGAGGCUUUGAUGCGUACACUGGAUAAUGCUGGCUACCGCACUGGUUACAUCUACCGCCAUCCUCUGAUCAAAUCGGAUCCCCCCAAGCCCAAGAACGAUGUGGAAUUACCGCCAGCUGUUUCAUCUCUGGGCUAUCUGCUCGAGGAGGAGGAGCUCUUCCGUCAGGGAAUCUGGAAGAAGGGUGAUUUACGCAAGGGAGGCGAUCGCAGCAGGUGGCUCAACUCGCCCAACGUGUACCAAAAGGUCGAGGUCCUGGAAACCGGCACUCCCGAUCCCAAGAAGAUAACUAAGUGGGUGGCUGAGGGUUCUCCUACCCACUCAACGCCAGUGAGGAUAGAAGAUCCACUUCAGUUUGUGCCUGCCGGAACAAAUCCCAGAGAGUUUAAGCGGGUCCAGCAACAAAUCAAGGACAAUCGACGUGCUGAUAAGAUUUCCGCCGGACCACAGUCCCAUAUUCUGGAGGGCGUCACAUGGGAUGAGGCUAGCCGACUCAAGGAUGCCACUGUCUCGCAGACCGGCGACCAUGUUGUGAUGAUGGGUGCCGCAUCCAAGGGAAUUAUCCAGCGUGGAUUCCAGCACAAUGCCACGGUGUACAAGGCUCCCUAUGCCAAGAAUCCAUUCGAUAAUGUCACGGAUGAUGAACUUAAUGAAUACAAACGCACGGUGGAGCGGAAAAAGAAGUCCGUGCAUGGCGAAUACACUGACACAGAUUUCUCUGAAUCGGAGGCUGUCCUGCAGGCGGGGACAAAGAAAUACCCUCAGAGCGAGCCAGAGACCGAGCACCAAGUCAUUGAGAUUCAAACACAGCAGGCGCCGGUGCCACGACAGGCGGAAGUUGUGCUCAGCGAUGGAAAUAAUAAGAAUAACGAUUCUCAGAUAAAAGAAGAAGAAGAAGAUGAUAAGGAAAAUCAGCAGGAGCAGCGUGGGCGGGACAGGAAUUUGUCCGUGAACAGUAGAUGCCGCAGGGGCCUUUUCCCAUCCCUGGGCGAGGCCACAAAUUUGGUAGAACAUCCGCAAGUGGAGCAACAGCAACUAUACUCCUAUGUCUAUGCCACCACAGCUUGCACCUUGGGUGGCACCUGCCUGCAGCCACAAGUGUGUUCUGCUUUGCUCCGUUCACUCCAUAGCGAGCAGUUGGGAUAUUUGGCCAGUUGUUAUCGGGGCGGAGGAUCAGGGGCUUCGAAUGGUUCAGCUUCUAGUACGGGUACUAUAACAACUGCUGCGGGUGGUUCUUCUGUCACCUCUCGGCGUCCGUUGCAGCAGCUAAAUUCACCGCAUCCGGCACCGUAUCGUACGGGUUCCCAUUUCGGAUUCAAUUCACCGCGUCAACCGAUACGCCUGGAUCACAAACAUCUGCCGGGGGAUCGAGACAAAUCGGGAUAUCGGGCCAUGCAGCGUGUAAUUAGCUACGAGGAGAUCUUUUCCACACCGCGAUAUGAGCAGUUGUGUCAGACUUGCUUCGAUAAGCUACUACGUCUCAAGCCGGAACUGCAAAAAAUUGGAACUGGCACAGGCGCUAGCAGUUGCGACGAUGAAGCGGCCAGCAGUGCCGGAAGCAGUGGUAUAAACACGCCCCAUCGGCGUAACCAGUUGCUGCCCACUCUGACUGAGCUGAACGACGACGAUCAUGGUGAGAUGUUGAUGCUGCCAGAGGGUCCAAGGAUGCAACGCAAUGCCUGUACUCAGACGCCGGGAUGCCCCGCUUCAUCCUCUUCCACCACAAACUUUCUCAAUCAAAUCGAGAGAUUUAAUUUCUCGGAAGAGUCUGCGAAUGUUAAUUAUACCCCAAGUGGUCCUAUCAGCAACGAAAGCCUGGCAUUGGGAUUAGGAUUGGAGGUUGAACCGAAGGUUUCCAGUGGAGCGAGCGCGACCAGUGCUGCUCCCCCAAGGAUAUAUCGUUCAGAUGAAAUGGCAGAUGUCACUGAAGUAUGGAGUUUCGGUCGUUGGCUGCAACCGCAGGAACAGAGCCUCGCUGCAGAUGGGUUUGGAGAGCAGCAAACGUUGACGGAGACUCGGGUUGUGUUGGAGGUAACGCAGCAUUUUGCCAUCGAUGACCAAGAAUAUGGAUCAACAGCGUCUGUAGAACGCCAGUUGAUGUCGCGCGAAGAGCGACAGCGUCGAAAGUCUGAAUUUCAGGAACUUUGGCAAGACCAUGUCGAAUAUUUUGGGGCCAAGGAGCAGCUGCAGCUAGAGGAGCUGCCAAUGUCUACAGAACAGGACGAACCUGAGGCUAGUUCCCUUCCGACUCAAGAUCAAGAAGCGGUGCCUGAGCCAGAAGUUGAGGAACAACAGAUAAGUGAGCCUCUUGACCAUACAUGUUAUAUGGCACCACUUGCUACUCCCGAAUUAGAUGACACUCUGACUGAGGCCACUGAUGAGCUGCCCAAAAUCCUUCAGCAGUUCGAGGAGAAUCUUACUUUAGCCGGCGAGAAUCUGGAGAAGCUGGUGGCCACCACUAAGAGACUGCAGGCAAACGAUACAACUGGAUCAUCGGUUGUGACCUCGAGCAGCUCUCUUGUGGAGAGUGGCCCUCUAUUUCGAUCGAUCAGUUUGGAAAACAUACCCAAUGCUGACGAAAAUGUGUCCGUCGUGGAACCGGACUCUGUUAGCAGCAGUGGAAACAGCGAAGAGGAAGAGGUCAAUAUAGCUCAAGACAACUUGGAGCAGGAGGAGAAACGUGAUGACGAGAAACCUGUGAGUCCCGUUUUGCCAGAGCCAGAAGAGCCGUCCGAAAAGGAGAUGGAAGUCGACGACGAGAAGGACGUGGAUGAAAUUGAAAACCAGGAAGAGGCAGAGCUCCUGGCCAUAGCUGGUGGCUUGCCAGAAAGCCCAAUUACCUUGGACACUGAAAAUACUUUUUUCACUCCUCUGGAACGUGAAAUACUUGAACGCAUCGAGGCUGACAAACUAGACCAGAGCGAGGAGAUCUUCGGAAAGAUUGAUCACUCCAUCCGCAACAAGAUGACGCCAAAGAAGUUGCAAGAUCUGGUCACCGAGGAAAUCUUUCGCACUCGUACUUAUAUUUACUCCAGUCCGGCCACUCCGGUGCCAGGACUCUCGCCCACUGAUCUCACCUCCACACCAAGUGGCUCUUCCUUGUCGGCUCAUAAUAUCAGUGCUCCGUGCAGUUCGAUGGCUCAUGUGCAUCUGACAACACGCUCCACAUCUCGAAUGUCGCAGUCGUGGUCGGAGGAGCGAGAAAAGGGCGAUGAUCAGGAGGAGGAUGAUAAGAAGAGGGAACCCCUUGAGCGUAUCAUCUCCUCCACGACCUUCAUUUGCCGGCCAAACUCUCGUCGUAAACGCAACUUUAUUGAGGAGAACAUACGCAAUGCCAGCAGACCGCGUCCCGCGGCCGGUUCAAUUAGGAAGCCAAAGAGCAAUGUAACCACCACCUCCAGGACCAUUUCAAGUGGCUCGUCUUCGGUGUGCGCCUUUCAGUGCGGCCAGCGUGAUAGUGGCGCCCGUCUCUGGGUUUCGUUGCCAACGCCACCGAAGGCGGCAACAGGACAUAGGCGUGGCAACACGGCAACCACAGCUUUGUACACUUUCCGUGGUAGUCCCUCCUCUCCGUUUGCCAAGCGUCGAAAGACACCAGCAGUCCUUACUCCCAUGCGCCAACCAAUCUUCGCAAAGGAGGAGAGCAGCGAUCUUGCGACUUCUUCAACCUCUCUGCAGCAAACACUUUCCAGCGGCACAUUCUUUGUGCGCCGUGAAGAACCAGAGGGAGAUUUUGAUAACGACUCAGCUAGCCCGGUCCAGAUGGAGGCCAGCCUAGAGGAAGUCGAGGAACAGGAGGCCGUGGACGAAUCCCGGGCAGCUCCCGACAAAUCGAAUGCCACCAACAGUACCAUGUAUUACAGUGCCAACGACAACACGGGCGAUGAGGGUGAAACUUUACAGACGAGCGGUGAGGAGCCAACAGGAGAUGAAAUGCCACUGCUACCCACUACCAGUCAGGAGUUCACUGAAGAAUCUAACAUAGAGACGAGCUCGGAGAAUUAUAUGGGGAAACCACUAACAAUGGCCCGGAAAAUUGAAGAAUCAAGCUCACAGGAAAACGAUAUGGAUCCAUCAAUAUCCGAAAAUCAGCAGAUUAGCAGCGUAUCUCAGUUGUCGAUGGAUACAAGCGAACCGGAAGCAUAUGAAUUCGAAUCCAACACAGGGAAAGAGAACAGCUCUGGCCAACUCGAAGAGGAGUCGUCUUGGGAGGGGCGCCUAGAAGCUGGUUCAGACCGCCAGCCAAAACCUGAGACUAAAAAAAGCGAGAUUGAACUUCCGAAAAGCGAAAGUAUCGAAGAGUCAUCUGGCUUUGAAUUGGUGGCAACGCGAGAACUUAAUACAAUGUUAAAGCCAGUACACGAAAAUGAAAGUAACAGUGAUUUCGAAGACGAGCAAGUUGUUGAAGUGGUCAAGACAUUGUCGGAGGAGGAUGAUAACAAGCCCAGCACCUCGAAGGCGGCAGCGGAGAAGAAACGCAAAUAGGCGGAGAUCAGAAUUAUUUGAGGUCAAGAGAUGAUGACGAUGUGGCAAAGUCGAUUAAACAGGAGAAUUUGAUGGGACCAGAAGAUGACGGGGGAGGAACUUCACGUAGGAGGAGUUCCAGGAUAAAGCUAGGGGAGAUACUCGAUUGUGGGAUGAAUCAGAAAAUGAAGAAAACCUAGAUAAUUUGCAAGGGAUUGUUGUGAAUAGUUA